AUGGAAGAAUCAUUAUUGAAUUUAUACGAAAUCGAGCUAAGACAGAAAGAAAUUUUUCUUCUAACGCAAUUACACAUCAAUGAAAGGUUCUACGAGAAUAGGCCAAGAGGGAGGAUCAGAGUGAAGGUCCUAAAAACUAUGAUAGAAGCUUUAGAAUAUGGGAAUGCUUCAAUAAUAUAGCAAAGACUUAUAAAAGCAUAAAAUUUAGCAAAAUUUUUCUCAUAGAAAUGCAAAAAGGUCAGAAAAGAUAUAUCAAAUAAGCUGAUAGACAGGCAAAAUAGUGGCUGUGUUCAUGAGAUUGAGAAGUUAUUUUAUCGUAAUAAUGACCAGCUCAAGAAAUCUGAGAUGAUUUCACUAUGAAGAACAAAGAUUCCUGUUAAUUUACCAUUUCAGAGCUUGUUCUUAACUCUGAUCUCUCGAACCUCACAGAGUAUUUAUUUAUCACGGCUAGCGUUAAGUAGCAAGCAGUUUUGAAAAUUAAUUCAGUGAAGUAGCCAUGCAAAUCAACUAGAUUUAUCAUUUUGCUGUAUAAACUGUGGAGACUUGCAUGUUCCAGCUAUUCCGAACGAAAGUCUUUCAAAGAUUUACCUGAACAAAUGAUUUACACAGAAUGGGAAUGAUUGGUAUCAAAAAUCUCCAAGUAUCCAAAAUAUGCUAAAAUAUCUAAAAUUCACACUUUCGAAUGUAGAAAACAUCGGACUCGCUCUUGAAUCUCCAAUCCCUUCAGAAAUUUUCUCAAGACAGAUGAUAAUCCUCGGAAUGCACUAUUACCACUCUUCAGACCACUUAGAGUACAAUUUCACACACAAAAAAAUCCGUAAAAACCGAAGAAUAAUAAAAAAAUGAAUAAUCCAAUAAAUCC
Moneuplotes crassus is the source of this 862-nucleotide messenger RNA. NCBI's taxonomy places the organism in Eukaryota, Ciliophora, Spirotrichea, Euplotida, Euplotidae. The record is from the annotation of a GenBank genome assembly.